GUGCUACAAAGGAAAAGGACUCUAAAGGCUUGACGGCCACCUACUAGCACCGGCAAGGUUACACACCUAGUGUUAGGGUUUUUACUUUACGCUGCUCUCACAACACAACACAGCACAGCACAGACACAGCAUCCAUGGCAAAAGCCUCUGCUGGAACCGUCAAUCCACACGGCAGGACUGGAGUUCGUAUUGUUGUGGCCGGAGACCAGGGCACCGGAAAAUCAAGCCUCAUUAUUACAGCUGCCGCCGACAACUUCCCGGUGAAUGUGCCACCGGUGUUGCCUCCCACGAGGCUUCCUGAAGAUCUGUAUCCGGAUCGCGUGCCUAUCACAAUUAUUGACACCUCUUCCCGUCCUGAGGAUAGUGUUAAAGUUGCUGAAGAAUUGCAGCGGGCUGACACAGUUGUCCUCACUUAUGCAUGCGAUCGGCCUGAGACACUUGAAAAUCUGAGUAUAUUUUGGCUCCCACAUCUUCGCAAAUUAGAGGUAAAAGUUCCAGUUAUAGUGGUUGGCUGUAAGCUUGAUUUGAGAGAUGAAAAUCAGCAGGUGAGCCUAGAACAGGUGAUGUCCCCAAUAAUGCAACAGUUCCGAGAGAUUGAAACUUGCAUUGAGUGUUCAGCAUCUAGGCAUAUUCAGGUCCCUGAAGUUUUCUACUAUGCACAAAAGGCUGUUCUUCAUCCAACGGCUCCCUUAUUUGAUCAGGAGUCACAGACUCUAAAGCCUCGAUGUGUGCGGGCCUUGAAGCGGAUUUUUAUCCUCUGUGAUCAUGACAGAGAUGGUGCCCUGAGUGAUGCUGAGCUGAAUGAUUUUCAGGUUAAAUGUUUCAAUGCUCCUUUGCAACCAUCUGAAAUUGUGGGUGUAAAGAAGGUUGUACAAGAAAAAUUGCCUGAAGGUGUGAAUGAACGCGGACUUACUUUGACGGGAUUUCUUUUUCUUCAUGCCCUUUUCAUAGAAAAAGGGCGUCUUGAGACAACAUGGACUGUGCUCAGGAAGUUUGGAUAUAAUGAUGAUAUCAAGCUUGCUGAUGAUCUGAUUCCACCUUUGAAACGUGCUCCUGAUCAGAGUGUGGAGCUGACAAAUGAAGCACUUGAUUUUUUGAAGGCAAUCUUUGAUGCAUUUGAUGGUGAUGGUGAUGGGAUGUUGCGAUCCCGUGAACUUGAAGAAUUAUUUUCUACUGCCCCAGAAAGUCCUUGGACUGGAUCUCCAUAUGAGGAUGCUGCGGAAAAAAGUGCAUUUGGAGGACUAUCUCUUGAUGCAUUUUUGUCAGAGUGGGCACUUAUGACGCUUCUGAACCCAACUUUUAGUGUGGAGAAUCUGAUAUACAUUGGUUACCCUGGUGAUCCAUCAUCUGCUAUCCGUGUAACUAGGAAGCGACGUUUGGAUCGCAAGAAGCAACAUUCAGAAAGAAAUGUUUUGCAGUGCUUUGUUUUUGGGCCUCGGAAGGCUGGAAAAUCUGCAUUGUUGAAUUCUUUUAUUGCUGGGAAAUAUUCUGAAAGUUACAAUCCAACCACUGAGGAUCGUUAUGCAGUAAAUGUUGUUGAUAUUUCUAUGGAAAACAAAAAAUAUCUUGUACUGAGAGAGAUUCCUGAAGAUGGAGUUAGAAAGCUGCUGUCCAAUAAGGAGUCUUUGGCCUCAUGUGACAUCGCAGUUUUUGUUCAUGACAGGUCUGAUGAGUCCUCAUGGAAGACAUCAUCGGAACUCCUGGUAGAAAUCGCUGGUCAUGGAGAAGAUACUGGCUUUGAGGUGCCCUGCCUUAUAGUUGCAGCUAAAGAUGAUCUGGAUUCAUUUCCAAUGGCUAUACAAGAGUCAACUAGGGUUAGUCAAGAUAUGGGAGUCGAGGCUCCUAUACCAAUCAGUGUGAAAUUAGGGGAUUUCAACAGUCUAUUUCGCCGAGUUGUAACUGCUGCUGAGCACCCUCAUUUAAGCAUUCCAGAAACUGAAGCUGGAAGAAGCCGCAAGCAGUAUCACAGACUUAUAAAUCGUUCUCUUAUGUUUGUUUCAGUUGGGGCUGCGGUGGCCGUAGUUGGACUGGCAGCUUAUAGGGUAUAUUCUGCAAGGAAGAGUACCUCUGGUUAAAAGACGGUGGUUCUGUGAAUGGAGCAAGGUCUAUUACCUUAUAAUGGGUUAUACUGUCAGGUCCAGUUAAUUACUUAAUUACUGGAAUCUUGAAAAGAAUGAAAGCAUCUCCUCUGUAUUGAAGAUUACAUUUAAGAUUUUUAGCUGUGCGCGAAGUUGACCUAAAAUCGUAGAAAUAUUUAGCUUUUAAAAAGCUUCAUUUCCUUUAAAAAUAAAAUAAAAUAAAAUGGAAGCGUAUUA
Molecule: messenger RNA, 2315 nt
Organism: Gastrolobium bilobum
Lineage: Eukaryota; Viridiplantae; Streptophyta; Magnoliopsida; Fabales; Fabaceae
Product: mitochondrial Rho GTPase 1-like
Exons: 15
Coding region: 135-2075 (646 amino acids)
Biological process (GO): mitochondrion organization
Cellular component (GO): mitochondrial outer membrane
Molecular function (GO): GTP binding; GTPase activity; calcium ion binding
Source: RefSeq, a predicted model, not a curated record